Molecule: messenger RNA, 903 nt
Organism: Salvelinus namaycush (lake trout)
Lineage: Eukaryota; Metazoa; Chordata; Actinopteri; Salmoniformes; Salmonidae
Gene: camk2n1
Product: calcium/calmodulin dependent protein kinase II inhibitor 1
Exons: 2
Coding region: 397-630 (77 amino acids)
Biological process (GO): negative regulation of protein kinase activity
Molecular function (GO): calcium-dependent protein kinase inhibitor activity; protein kinase binding
Source: RefSeq, a predicted model, not a curated record
CGGCGCUCCAGCCGUUCUUCUAGCUAGAAGGCGUACCACGGUGGCAAUAUCCAUGCGCCCCGCGUUUACAGAACAAUACGCACAGUAGAACCCACUGGAACAUUUGAAUAAUGUUGCCGAAGCUUCCCGAAAGUAGAAAUUGAGCGUUUAAAAAAAAAAUCCAUUUGGAUCAAUCGCGUUUGGUUGCGCACCAGACGAGACACGUGCCUUCGAGGUAAACAGACAGCAGGACUGGGCAGCCAGAUAGUAGCCUUGGUUAACGUUACAUUGUUUUUCUCCUGCGUUAUAAGCGUGCAUAAGCGGUUAUAACGCCACCAUAGUGGACGUAGACGUCGAGCGGAGGUUCAUUUUGUUUUCGUUUGUGCACCUUGGUUGAUAAUUGAGACGCAGUUGGACAUGUCGGAAGUACUACAAGACAAAAUGAGUCAUUAUGGAAAUGAGGAUGACGAGGGACACCUUUCCUUCACCUGUCGCCUCCAAGACACCAACAACUUCUUCAGCGGUUCGCAGGGAGGAAAACGCCCACCCAAACUUGGACAGAUAGGCAGAAGCAAACGAGUUGUCGAGGACGAGAACGGCGUUGACGAGGCGCUAAAAAACGGGACAGAGAAAACACAGACAGAGGCUUAAACACAUCACCCCCCGGAAGGACAUUGAUUCUCGUUUUCUAUUUGAUAUUUGCAGUUUUGAUCCAAAGACACUGUAUAUAAGCACUUUUACCCCAUGUGGCAGCAAGCACUUCCAGUCCCAUCUCCUCUCUCUCCCAGUCCUCGUGAUGAUCUCCUGAGACUUAUACUGGCAGGAUGGGGAAGCAGCCGAGAUGGAGACAGAGACAGAGAUGAAGACAGAGGCGGAGACAGAGAGAGUGAUGGAGACAGACAGAGAGAUGAAGACAGAGGUGGA